UUCUUUCUCAAUGCUUUAAAUUCAUUCCCAUCGGUUACAUUUUCUUUUCAAAACCUUUUGACACACUCUCUCAUCAUAUAUAUAAAUUUAUACACUCUCUUCAUAGUGUAUAACAUUCAUAGCACAAUAACAAAGGUGCAAUAGAGAGUGAACUUGAUCAGAAGGAGUAAUGGAGUAUCAUAGUGGAGGAAGUGGGUCCCCUGGUGAUCAUCAUCAUCAUCACCAUGGUGGUUCUUCUGAAUCUCAGAGGAGAAAGAAACGUUACCACCGUCACACUGCUAAUCAGAUUCAAAGGCUUGAAUCCAUGUUUAAGGAUUGUCCACAUCCUGAUGAAAAACAAAGGUUGCAGUUAAGCAGAGAAUUAGCCUUGGCUCCUAGACAGAUCAAGUUUUGGUUUCAGAACAGAAGGACUCAGAUGAAGGCACAACAUGAAAGAGCUGAUAAUUGUACCCUAAGGGCAGAGAAUGAUAAAAUAAGAUGUGAGAAUAUAGCUAUAAGGGAAGCCCUUAAAAAUAUCAUCUGCCCCUCUUGUGGUGGUCCUCCAAUCAAUGAUGAUUGUUAUUUUGAUGAACAAAAGUUGAGAAUUGAAAAUGCUCAACUCAAAGAAGAGCUUGAUAGAGUAUCUAGCAUUGCUGCAAAAUACAUUGGAAGACCAAUUUCACAGCUUCCACCAGUUUCACCAAUUCAUAUGUCAUCAUUGGAUUUAUCUAUGGGAAAUUUUGGUGGACAAGGAAUGAUUGGAGGGCCUUCACUUGAUCUUGAUCUUCUACCAGGAAGUUCAUCAAACAUGCCGAUGAUUCCUUACCAGCCUGCUUGUCUUUCCGAUCUCGAAAAGUCGCACAUGUCUGACCUUGCUACAAGUGCCAUGGGUGAACUGGUUAGGCUUUUGCAGACUGAUGAGCCUCUGUGGAUGAAAUCAAACACGGGUGGAAAAGAUGUUCUUAACCUUGAAGCCUAUGCUAUGAUGUUCGAUAAGACUGGUAAUCGGUUGAAGAAUCCGAAUAUUCGGAUUGAAGCUUCUAGGGAUUCUGGUGUUGUGAUCAUGAAUAGUUUAACUCUGGUUGAAAUGUUUAUGGAUCCGAACAAGUGGAUGGAGCUAUUUCCUACUAUUGUGACAAUGGCGAAGACAAUCGAAAAUAUUGUUCCUGGAAUGAUGGGUGGACAUAGUGGUUCUUUGCAAUUGAUGUAUGAAGAGAUGCAAGUGCUUUCACCAUUUGUUCCUAUUAGAGAAUUCUACUUUCUGCGUCACUGUCAACAAAUUGAGCAAGGUUUAUGGGCUAUUGUUGAUGUUUCCUAUGAUUUUCCUAAUGACAACCAAUUCGAUUCACAAUUUCGAUGCCAUCGUCUUCCGUCCGGUUGCUUCAUUCGAGACAUGCCUAAUGGAUAUUCCAAGGUUACUUGGAUUGAACAUGUUGAGAUUGAAGACAAAAAUCCACUUCAUAGGCUUUAUAGAAAUGUUAUCUAUAGCGGUGUCGCAUUUGGAGCUGAAAGAUGGCUCACUACACUUCAAAGAAUGUGCGAAAGGCUUGCCUGUCUCAUGGUGUCUGCCAAUUCUACUCGCGAUCUCAGCGGAGUGAUUCCAUCGCCGGAGGGAAAGCGGAGCAUGAUGAAACUAGCACAAAGGAUGGUAACAAAUUUCUGUGCAAGUAUAAGUGCAUCAGCUAGCCAUAGAUGGACCACACUUUCUUCUGCGAAUGAGAUCGGAGUCAGAGUUACUGUUAGAAAGAGUACAGAUCCUGGUCAGCCUAAUGGUAUUGUGCUAAGUGCUGCUACUACUAUUUGGUUACCUAUUCCUCCACAAACUGUUUUCAGUUUCUUCAAAGAUGAAAGGAAAAGACCUCAGUGGGAUGUUCUUUCCCAUGGUAAUGCUGUUCAAGAAGUUGCUCAUAUAGCAAAUGGUUCACACCCUGGUAACUGCAUUUCUGUACUUAGGGCCUUUAACACAAGUCAGAACAACAUGCUGAUUCUUCAAGAAAGUUGUGUGGACUCAUCAGGUUCACUAGUAGUCUACUGUCCGGUUGAUUUACCAGCUAUACACAUAGCAAUGAGCGGCGAAGACCCGUCCUACAUUCCAUUACUCCCGUCCGGUUUCACAAUUACAUCCGACGGAAACCAAACCGAUAACACCAACACCAACAACAAUAAUAACAAUAUUCAAGGAGGAAGUGGUAGUAAUAAUGGUAAUAAUAAUGGCGACGGAGCCUCAACGAGCUCGAACACAAACAUAGGAAAUAAUAGCGGAGGAUCAUUGAUAACAGUUGCAUUUCAAAUAAUGGUAAGCAGUUUACCAUCUGCAAAACUUAACAUGGAGUCUGUUGCAACUGUGAAUGGACUUAUUGGUGAGACUGUCCAACACAUAAAAGCUGCUUUGAAUUGCCCUAGUUCUUGAUGAAAAUAUUUAUAAUAUUCUUAAAUAUGGUUUCAGAACCUGAGAGAGAAAAGAGAGAGAGUUUUUAUUUGUUGCUGUUGGUGGUAGUAGUAAUCAAUAUCAAGUUUUUUAGUUAGUUGAGAGACUUGAAUGCUUUCUCAUCAAAGACAUUCAUCACAAAAAGACUCGUUAUAAAUUAUGUACUGCUCUUUUGCUGUUGCUGUUGAUGUUGCUCCUGCGAGACCUGUAUUUUGGUUGAUAAAAAAUUUUCACACCAACAACUAUCAUUUUUUUUUUGUGGGUUUUAGGGUUUGGAUUAAACUAAAGUACUAGUGAGUUUUAAGAAGGAGUCAAGAACGCACCAUAGUUGGUUAUUUGCUAGUCUAGAAACUUAGAUAAGGCAUGAAAAUUGUGUAUGGUUCGGGCAUUGACUUCUUGUGGCAGAGACUUUAAUAUUCAUGAAUGACAUUUGGUUGUAAUAA
This is a messenger RNA of Lathyrus oleraceus (garden pea), 2850 nucleotides long. Its product is annotated as homeobox-leucine zipper protein HDG11. The record is from RefSeq and is a predicted model, not a curated record. Gene Ontology annotation, biological process: regulation of DNA-templated transcription. Bases 170 to 2389 code for a protein of 739 amino acids. The transcript is spliced from 11 exons. NCBI's taxonomy places the organism in Eukaryota, Viridiplantae, Streptophyta, Magnoliopsida, Fabales, Fabaceae. Gene Ontology annotation, molecular function: DNA binding; DNA-binding transcription factor activity, RNA polymerase II-specific; lipid binding.